GGGGCUUUAGGACCUAGCGGGGCACCGCUACUGAGAGCUUCCAGAGCACAUCAUAAUGGCUAUAUGUGAACUGUAUAUGCCUGUGUUUAUCUGAUUGCAACUGGCGACACGUCCAAAGUCGAACGUCUUUCACAAUUGUGUCGCGAUUGCUUCAGUGGUGAUAUUGUGACGGUGGCUCGUUUCAUUCCUGUCAAUGGAGCACAUCCGACUUCCUAAGGUGGAGAAGGUCAGGCUGCUAGACAGAGUGUUCACCAAAAAGAGCAGGGUGGGCACCCUCUACCUGACGGCCACCCACACCAUCUUUGUGGAGAGGGAAGGGCGAAUGUGCAAUGAAACCUGGGUGCUUCAUAGUUUGGUUUUCAGAGUAGAGAAACAAGCGACCACACCGUCUGGAUGCCCUCUGCUUAUACACUGCAAAAACUUCCAGGUUCUUCAUUUUGUCAUACCCGAAGAGCGAGAGUGCCAUGAUGUACACGUGUCACUGCAGCGUCUCUCCCAACCAGAGCGUUAUGAUGAGCUGUAUUGCUUUUCAUAUAAACCAAAUGUUGAUGAGAAGGAGAGACGACAGGAGUGGGACUUUUUGGACCUCCGAGCUGAGUACAGCAGAAUGGGAAUCCCAAACUCCCUUUGGAAACUCUCCUUGGUAAACCGGCACUACAAGGUGAGUGACACUUACCCUGCUGAACUCUUCGUACCCGUGUCAACAACUCCGUCAGUCAUUGCAGCAAGCUCCAAGUUCAGAAGCAGAGGAAGAUUUCCUACUCUUUCAUACUAUUACAAAGAAAAUCAUCUUCCUCUCGCCUCCUCCCAGGCCACCAUCUGCCGGAGCAGCCAACCUCUUUCAGGCUUCAAUGCGCGUUCCUUCGAGGAUGAGCAGAUGCUGGAGGCCAUACUGAGGUCCAAUCCCUGCAGCGACUUCAUGUAUGUGGUGGAUACCAGGCCCAAGUUAAAUGCGAUGGCAAAUCGAGCAGCGGGAAAAGGCUAUGAAAAUGAGGACAACUACUCCCACAUUAAAUUCCAGUUCGUCGCCAUUGAGAACAUCCAUGUGAUGAGGAACAGCCAACAAAAAAUGCUAGAAGUGUGUGAGCUGCGUUCCCCUUCUAUGUGCAACUUCCUGGAGGGCCUGGAGAGCUCAGGCUGGCUGAAGCACAUCAAAGCUGUUUUGGAUGCAGGCAUCUUCAUCGCCAAGGCCGUCGCAGAAGAGGGUGCCAGUGUUCUGGUUCACUGUUCAGAUGGUUGGGACCGUACUGCUCAAGUGUGCUCUGUGGCCAGCGUGCUGUUGGAUCCAUACUACCGCACCAUCAAAGGACUCAUGGUCCUCAUCGAGAAAGACUGGGUGUCAUUCGGUCACAAGUUUUCUCACAGAUGCAACCACUUAUUCGGAGACCCGAAAGAAGUGUCUCCUGUUAUUGAUCAGUUCUUGGAGUGCGUGUGGCAAGUCAUGGAGCAGUUUCCCUGCGCCUUCGAGUUCAAUGAGCGGUUUCUAAUCACCAUUCACAGCCACAUCUACUCCUGCCAGUAUGGCAACUUUAUUGGCAACAACCAGAGGGAAAGGAUAGAACUCCGACUUUGUGAGAGGACUCACUCGUUGUGGCAUCAUCUGUGGUCAAACCGGGCAGACUACACCAACCUCUUGUACAGACCUGACUACCAGACAAAGGGAGUCCUUCAGCCAUCUACCGCCCCCUGUUGGUUCAAAUUUUGGAGGGGGUUGUACAACCGAUUUGACCGAGGGAUGCAUCCUCGUCAAUCUGUAGAGGAUUACCUGCGGGCCAUUCGAGAGGAAAAUGAACAGUUAGAGGAGCUGCUCGUCACGCACAAACAGAAAAUUUCUAAACUGGAGGAGAAGCAGAUGAGCAAUCGUAGCCCGAAAGCAGCCACCUUUGAUAAAAGCCCCACAGCCUGGGUUUUUGGUAAUGAUCUCGGCCUGGCAAACACCCCUCAAGACUACACGUCAGGCCUCCUGACCAGCAGCCCCUGUCAGCUGAAGACACCACACAGCGCCCUCCUGACCCUCUCACCCCAAGACUUAAACAAAACAUACGACUGCAGCAACGGCAGUGAUGUGGAGUCUGGGAUAGCGGACCUGAGCUGCCGUUCACCUUUUAGUGAGGAGAGUACCAGAGAUCAAGAUUCUGACGAUGAUGCCUAAACAAAUGUAGCAUGUCGUGGAAGUUCUACAAGCAGUAGCCACAGGACCAAUUUGUUUUGCAUUUGAUGUGGUGGAGGCUCCUUGUUGCCACAUAAACUAGUUCAACGCCAUUUGCUGUAGUUCACAUUUAACUUAGACACAAUGAAGAGUUAAAUUGCCUCUUGUCUUGGGGCAAAUUAAACCAUUGUGUAGACAGUUUCAAGUAGUCAAGUGCAUCAUCUGCCUCACGGGCCAGUUUGUCGGGCCCAUUAUCCACUCCAAAAAACAUUAUUACCCCCGAGUGAUCUACUUGAACAGUGCAAGUACUGCUCUUUGAUAACGGUCUUCCAUAGUUUGAUGUAUCAAAGAUUUAGCAGCUAAACACACACAAAAAUACACAAACUAACCAAAUAAGAUAGUCCUAGUCCGUCGCAACAAAUGGGAAGCUUGACAUCAUCAAUGGAAGAACAUAUUGAAUUAGGGAGUUUUGUCUGAACAAAUAAACAUUUGAAUAACAGUCCAAUGAGAGCAAGAUUCCCAAAUGAUGCAAGGUAUACAUACUGGUUGUCAGGUGGAAAUUUUUGUCUCAACCAGAGCACUUGGUCUUAAGAAAUUGACAUUCAAUGUGGGAGCCGGUAAAAGAAGGCACUGUCCUAAGACAAAUGAUUAUGAAUGAAUACGGCUACAGUAAGAUAAUCAUGCUGCAGCUACUGUAAACAUCAACAAAUUUCAUUUUUAUGACCUGACCACAGUGAUGAUCGAUGGAGCCGUUGGACCAUUGACAGCAUGUCCCAGAGUUAGUGGGACAGUCCCGAGGUCAUACUUGUGUCUGUAAAUUAGGUGUUUUACUGUACUGUACAAUCCUGCCAGUGAAAAAUACAGCUUGCAAAUGUAUUUUUGUACUUUAUUUUUAAUUUUGCUGUGCAUGCAUGUCAUCUAUUAUAAAAAGUGAAAAUGUAUUUGAACGAGCUGAAAUAUUUUUGAUUAUGGAUUUAUGUAUUCAUGUGGAAUGUGAGCCCAUGUUGGUUGUACUGUAUUAUUACAUUCAGAAGUUUUGUUAUUUGUUUUUUAUGUGAAAUUAAAUAAGGUAUUGCUUUUCCCUGCACUUUCCCAAUAAAGUCCCUUUUAUUAAAUUUA
Messenger RNA from Syngnathus acus (greater pipefish), 3268 nucleotides. It is a transcript of the gene mtmr7a, whose product is annotated as myotubularin related protein 7a. Bases 194 to 2152 code for a protein of 652 amino acids. Gene Ontology annotation, molecular function: phosphatase activity. The transcript is spliced from 14 exons. Gene Ontology annotation, biological process: dephosphorylation. Lineage: Eukaryota; Metazoa; Chordata; Actinopteri; Syngnathiformes; Syngnathidae. The record is from RefSeq and is a predicted model, not a curated record.